Molecule: messenger RNA, 1353 nt
Organism: Yarrowia lipolytica CLIB122
Lineage: Eukaryota; Fungi; Ascomycota; Dipodascomycetes; Dipodascales
Cellular component (GO): nucleus
Molecular function (GO): RNA binding
Source: RefSeq, a predicted model, not a curated record
AUGUCAUUCAACCACUACAGAAGUAGUAGAAGCCCGUAUCGGGACCGAUACGACAGCUGGAUGCGGGACCGCCACCUGGACCGACAGCGUGAAGUGUCGCCGCACAGAACCUGCAGGAACGACCGACACGACCGACCGACGUCAUGGGACACUAAGAGAGGCGAACGGAGGGACGAGCCCAGAGAAUAUAGAGAAUACGGCAGCCCGGGAGACUCGUUGCCGAGAGCACGAGAGCGUGUGGGGCGGUCGCCGCGGUCACCACGCGACAUUCGACGGCUGUCCGACUGCAGUCGCAUGUCUGAUUCCCGAAUCGAGCUGGAUUCCCCGUUAGCCCAGAGACGACAUUCUAGCAUAGCUCACGAGCAGAUAGUGGCACGUGACAACCACAGUGGUACAUUCCGCCGCGGCGACAGAGACUCCACAUCCUCACGAACGCGGGUCAGCCGGUUUGAUGCCGUCGACCCGGUGGCAGUGGCAACUUCUAUCGCUGCCAAAAUCAAUGCCGGGCUCAUGGCCCGUGAUCUCGCUUACCGCAAGCAGCAGACCGAUCCGGCGCGACAAAUGGACGAGGAGGACGCAGAGUCACGUAAUGAGGACUCGUCGUCGUCGUCAGCGAGCAAACUCUCCAUGGGGUCUAUGGGAUCCGAAGACACCUCGGGCUACGACUCUCCACAGCCGGUCCCUAAGCGUCCUAUCAUAAAGAUGACUCCUCGCUGUGUUAAGAGCCCCAGCCCACAGACUGAGACGCUUGCGGCACCCGCUGUCGCAGAGGCAGAGCCCACGCAUUACACCCGUGAUGUGGAUAUCAACGGCUUCCGAAGCAAGCACCUGCUGACCAAGUCCUCGACACAGGCUGAGAUCCAGGCCACGACGGGCUGUUCGGUCACCUCCCGUGGCCGGUUCAUGGACAAGGGCGAGAUCCCUGGUGACGAAAAGCCGCUCCACCUGCAUUUGGAGGGUCCCACAACGGAGUCCAUCGCCGCUGCUGUCAACAAAAUCCAGUCAAUCCUGCAUCAGGAUAUGUACGACGACCAUCGAAACCCCGCGGCUUUCUACCGCAACGUGUCGGUCGUCAACAACUCCGGAUUGACUCCCUUCCAGCUGCGAGGGCUUGUUGUGGGCCCUCAGGGACAGAACAUCAAGCACAUCCAGCAGGCAUCUGGCUGUCGCAUUCAGAUCAAGGGCAUUGGCAGCCGGUAUAUGGAGGGCGAAGUGGAGGAACAGGUGCCGCUGUACGUCAACGUGAGUGGCCAUGACGAGGCAUCCGUUGACAUUGCUGAGCAUCUGAUCAUGGAUCUUAUGAGAGUGGUGGAGAGCAGUGCUCAUAAGCGAUACCGAAUGAGUAAGCGGUAA